Molecule: messenger RNA, 1429 nt
Organism: Copidosoma floridanum
Lineage: Eukaryota; Metazoa; Arthropoda; Insecta; Hymenoptera; Encyrtidae
Product: dentin matrix acidic phosphoprotein 1-like
Source: RefSeq, a predicted model, not a curated record
GCUUUUAAUUCAACUUCUCCGUGAUAGCAAGACGCAAGGAAACGAGGGAAGGAAUGAAGGGAUAAAUAAAAAUAAAAAAUCAAAUGGUCGCUUUACAGUGACUGGGGCAAUAUUUGCAUCCUCGCAGUCUCAGAUAGAGCCACCUCCGUGGGAAUUCGCCGUUUCCCCCAAAAGGAGAGGAGAGACGCGCCGAGAAUAGGAGAAAGGAAGGAGAGCAGAGAAUUCAGUGAGUCACACGAUACCGUGAGUUCAAAAAUAAAAUACCAGCCCACAGUAGUGCCAUCACCGCUCGUGACUGCUGUGAUUGGUACAUCUGUAAAAACAGAAGCGAAUAUUCCGUCAUCGGUUGCAAGUAUUGGCCAUGUCGCCGAGGUCAGCGACCGUUUUUGCAGCUUUUUUGAUUCUGACAUUACUUCUCGAUGUCUCAUCCACAGGUACAGAAAGCAUCUGUAACCCGCGAAGCUGCGCAGCGCUGGACUUGACGUUGCUCAAGGCGUGCGUGGGUAGCUCGAAUGUAACUUGGAGAAACGAGUCACUAGCCAUCGAGACCAUUCCCUUCGGUACACUCGAGUCCGACUGGACGAGGCUACUGUUGCUCCUUAAGGAUCACCAGCCCAAGGAUACUCUGCUGCGCGAUUAUCUUCUCAGGCUCUCACGGUUGAUGCUCAUCGCUUACUUUGAUACCGAUCUUACCGAUACUUGGGACCCACGGAGUUCGACUCACGAACCAAACGAGGCCGAGUCCAGGACAAUCCCCGCGCCGGGAUCCCAAGACCACCGGACGAGCGAAGCAACACUGGGCCCAACAGCGCGGAAGGAAAUCACCGGUUUACCGAGUGAUCCGAGCGACAUCGGCCACGACAAUGCGACAGAGUCGAGCAGCGGAAGCACCGGCCAGGACUCGAAGACGACGGCUAACGAGACGAGCGGAAGCGACGGUCCACCAUCACCGGGGAGCGAUCAAAGGGACAAUAUCCAGUCGGACGGGGCAGCCAUCAGCCCUUCCCCCGACUCGUCCGAGUUUUUCGACUCACCGAGCACCGAGAAUCCCUUUGGGGAGGCAAACGCCUCGGGGGACAACAGUGGAGCGGGGCGCGAGGUAAACACCGACGACCCCCUGAAUUCGACCAGGAGCGCCGAGGAGCUGUUCUUCGGCGAGUCCAACGAGACGAGUGUCGCGGGUCAGGUGGCCUCUCCCCUGUCGACCUCCAGUGAUCCUGUGGACUCGAGCCCCGAGGACUUAACCGCGGGAACUUUGGCUCCGCUGAUGGGAAGGGGACAAGGUGCCGAGGACGGAGCUCGGCGGAAAGGAUCGAGGGACAACGGGGAUGAGGGACUACCCAAAAGUACGAGCAACGACCCCGGAACAUCGUCUUCGACGAGUGCUGAUGGCCAUCCAGCACCAGCCGCGGAGCACCGCGUCCGGUGA